Plasmodium vivax (malaria parasite P. vivax) is the source of this 2583-nucleotide messenger RNA. RefSeq lists its product as hypothetical. Bases 1 to 2583 code for a protein of 860 amino acids. The record is from RefSeq and is a predicted model, not a curated record. NCBI's taxonomy places the organism in Eukaryota, Apicomplexa, Aconoidasida, Haemosporida, Plasmodiidae. Gene Ontology annotation, cellular component: membrane. The transcript is spliced from 4 exons.
AUGGAGGACACACCGGGAGCGUCUGCGCAGAAAAGCAAGUUCUUUGGCCGAUCUGCUUCACCAGAGCGAAGCAAAAGCACCUACGAAAGCGUGAUCGGGUGCGUCCGGGAAAACAAAAACGACCGAAGGAGAAUUCGCUACUCCCUAUUCCUGAAGGCGUAUGAAAAUGCGGAGCUGGUUCAGAUGGAAAGGCAAAACAAAAGGGAAAAGCUAAAAUUGCGGAUGAACGAAUGGAGCAAGUGGAACACGUGCAUCCAUAUGAAGGGCGCCAAGGAGAAGCAGAGGCUGAAGCUGCUAAACAUGCUCAAAAAUUACCAAAUAAAAUACCAGACAUAUUCAAAUUUGAAGGAUUUAUGCGAUUACUCGGUUUAUUUUGAUAAGCCAUCAAUUGGGACUGUCCCGAAAGAGAGCAAAUCCAUUUUGGAGGAAGCACAGAGAGACAACUUCUUCUUCCACCUCGUCAGCAUGGGAGUGUCCUACAAUGAUAUAAUCCUUGUGUCUAGUGUUUUCCAAAAUAGAGAGCAUUUGAAAAAUUGCAACCUGUUUAUGUUGCCAUGGAUUUAUAGGAAGCUCAACGACUUUCAUAGCAUGGACGUAAUUACUUUCCUCAUCCAUUGUGUUGGCUACUCUCUUUCGACUUUCCCCUCCUCUUUAUUUUUGUUCCUUCAGUAUAGAAGCUUGGCCAUUGUGUUUCCUUUGUUUUUCACUUACAUGUGUUUAUCACUUCCUUUUUUGUUCCAAGAGAUUAACUGCGGUCGGUUUGUCUUGGACGGCUGCCUAUCAUUCUUUGUCUCCCUCGACUACUACCACCUGCCCAUCGGAAUUAUCCUCAUCAUUUCGUAUGUGCUCUCCAUCAUCAACUGCGUGGACAUCAUAUGCCUGCAGGUCAUUUACUUUUCCUUUUACCUCGCCCCCAACAACCCCUGGGUCUACCGCAACGUCGACGCCAAAAUCUGCUCCAAGUUCAACGCCAGCCGCAGCAUUUGCGACUUCGCGCGCAACAUCUGCUUCUACAACGAGGCCACCGCCGUCUGCGAGCUCAACCGGGUCAAGCUGGGCACCAAAAUCUACGACACGCUGCUGAGCAAGUACGCAGAACCGAAGAGCGAGAAGUUCGCAGCCAGCACGGUGCUCCUCUCCUUCGGCCUCCUCAUCCUCUACAACGCCUUCUCCAAAUUCAAGACCUCUCACAAGGUGCUGAAGAUCCACCUGUCCAUCCUGAUACUGGUGUUCGCCUCGUUCAUAAUUACGAUGAGGGACUUCAGUCUGCUGGAGUUUCUGCUGGCGGACUUCGGCUGGGAGCGAGUGAGGGGCGUUCUGCUCGACCACGAGGUUUGGAUCGCCUGCAUGAUGCACUGCGCCCUCAGCAUGUCGCUCCACUCCGGCAUGUACUUCUACACCGCCAAGGGGCUCAGGCUCGGCGUGAACGUGGUGCGGUGCGCGUGCCUCACCGCGCUGUGCUGCUUCCUCCUGGACAUGCUGCUCUUCGUGACCUUCUCCAACAUCAUCGGCACGCACAUAAAGGACAUCGCGAAGAACUACGCCUACCUAGUCAAGUUGGUGAAGAGGAACGUCUUCUACAUUCUGCUGCCCGUGGGGAACAAUUGCUUUUCCAAGUUUUCCUUUUUCCUGGGGAUUAACAUAUCUGUGGUAUUUUUGGCCUUCAUGUUGCUGGCCGCGUCCAAGAGGGUGGAGAUCCUGUUCCUCUCAUUUGAUGAUGUGAAUUUCUUCAAGCCGAAGAGCAGGUGGUUCGACGUGAGGUGGGUCUUCCUCUUUCUCCUUUACUACUUGUAUAGCUCCGUGGACAUCACCUUCCUGGACCUCUUCUUCACAGAGAUGUCUCAAAUUGUGACUCUCUUAAUUCUGUUUUACAUUAAUUUUAACUUUUUCUGGGUGCGCGGAUUUAACAAGACGAUGGACAAGUUUGGAAUGUGUCCCCUCCUCUGCCAAGUUGUCCUCACUGCAUUAAACCUUUUUCUUUUUUUUUAUUUUGAAAUUAUUUUUCGUCUCCCCAACCGAGUCCCCCUCUACCUGGUGCGGCAGCUUGUUAACAUUUGCGUCAUCCCCCUCGUCUCCGUGCUGCUAUCUCGGUGCGCGUCCUUCGGCGGGCCGAAGCAGCCGCGGGGCGGCGGCCUGCGGCAGAUUCUGGCGGACGCCUACGAGCUGGCCACCGAGUGCGCAGACAAGUCCAAGAACAUCCAGCUGGAGCCCAGCCAGACGUCCAAGUGGUUCAACCUCUACAUGGUCCUCUUCUGCAAGUACCUGGGGAUCGACUUAAUCUUCAUGUGCUUCGUGCAUGUGGGCAGCAGCAUUUUUUCCAUAAAAGAAAACUUUUUUAAAAAAAAAAACGUCCACCUGCAGACGGAUCCCUACCUGCUCUUUUUCCUCCUCUUCCUCUGCUACGUCUACGUGGCCUACGUCAACGUCCCCCUGCUCCAGCUCAUCAAGAGGCGCAAGCUUUUCCCAGUGAACAAGUUUAGCAUCCUCGACUACCCCGUGUGCCCCGAGGAGCCCAGGCGGCCGCGCCGGGGCCUCCUCUUUGAGGAGUUCAAGCGGGGGCGCCUCAAAAAAUCGGCUUCCUAA